Opisthorchis viverrini is the source of this 801-nucleotide messenger RNA. RefSeq lists its product as hypothetical. The record is from RefSeq and is a predicted model, not a curated record. The transcript is spliced from 4 exons. The coding region runs from base 1 to 801 and encodes 266 amino acids. NCBI's taxonomy places the organism in Eukaryota, Metazoa, Platyhelminthes, Trematoda, Opisthorchiida, Opisthorchiidae.
AUGCAAGAUGUGUGUCCGUCAGACGUGUCGGAACUAUUGCUGAUAAAAACCUCCAUGAUAAAAGUGAUAAGCUUCGUUAUGGACAACUCUGUCGCAUUCAAACAACUAACUAACUGGGUUUUCAUUAGGAAAAAGAGCUCUAAAACGUUGAUGAUAGUGAUAUCUCCUCACACAGACUCAAUCAGGAAAUCUGGACAAACGUCAACAAGAAAAACACAGACCUCAAUUAGUGGCCUUAUAUUCUGGAAUCUACAACCAUAUGCAGGAACAAUCACGCGAACUCCGUUUUUGAAGCUGGUUCUCAUUGACAGUAUCCAGACUUUCCUUGGUCGUUUUCAUAUCCCUCCGCCAGCUCCAAGAUUGACCAACUAUCUACUUUUUUCUCAUUACCCUGUUGUGGACUUGCUAGCACCAGCCUUCAACGAACUAGCGUCUCAGGAGAGCGCGAGAUGGUUCAAGUGGUUAGAGUGCAAAUUUACUGACCGAAAGGUCCAUGGUUCGAACCCGACCUCUGCCCCUCGAUUUCUCCUGUCUAGGCUUGGGCAACCUGGUGGUAUCCCAGCUCUCGUGCUUCCUUCGGGUGGCAUAACAGCACCGAAAGGGUGCUACAGCUGGACGGAGACCUGUGCUCCGCUGCUAGAAGUCUCACAUCCAGAUGACAAGACAUCCCUCGAUAUGUUUGAACACGCCACUUUGCCACUGACGUCUAAACUAUGCUUAACUCCAAACUGCAGUCGGCUAGAGCAGCUUUUGGGAACCUCCACCACCUGUGGCGUAGGCGUGACAUUAGCUUAUCCGUAA